AUGUCGGAACGCAAGGUGCUCACGAAGUACUAUCCCCCAGACUUCGACCCGUCUCUUAUAACCCGGACGCCCAAACAUUUGCGGGCAGCUGGUCCCAGGCUUAUGACAGUCCGCCUGAUGGCUCCCUUCAGUCUCAAGUGCACAAACUGUGGUGAAUAUAUCUACAAAGGUCGCAAAUUCAACGCACGGAAAGAAACCACCGAAGAGAAAUACCUUAAUAUUCCCAUCUACCGCUUCUACAUCCGCUGCACACGCUGCAGCAGUGAAAUUACCUUCAAAACAGACCCCAAAAACAUGGAUUAUACCUGCGAGCGUGGCGCAAAGCGCAACUUCGAGCCCUGGAGAGAAGCUAAAGGGGAUGAAGUGAAUGAGACCGUGGAUGAGACCUUGGAUAGGUUGGAAAGGGAGGAAGGGGAGAAGGUGGAGAGAGAGGAACGGGAUAAAAUGAUGGAGCUGGAAGAGAAAAUGCAGGAUUCCAAGCGCGAGAUGGCGGUGGCCGAUGCUUUGGAUGAGAUUAGGACGAGGAAUGCAAGGAUUGAACGAGAGGAGAGGGAGGGUAAAGAGGAGGCGGCGCUCUUGAGGGCACAGAGGGAGGCCGAUGAGGAGAGAAUUAAGGCGGAGAGGGAGGACGAAGAGGCAGCAAGACGGGCAUUUAUGACGGAUGAUGGAGAGAGAGUAAAGCGGUUGGUCGAGGAUGACGAGGGAGGUGCAUUUGAUGUGGCCACCCCAGCUGCCGUCAAGCCGGAUACGCCACUUCCGUCCUUUACGAGGGUGCGGAAACCGAAGAAACCAUUUAAUGCGGGUCUUGGGAUUAAGAAGAAAGCUCCGUUGGUUUAA
Molecule: messenger RNA, 837 nt
Organism: Paracoccidioides brasiliensis Pb18
Product: mRNA splicing protein YJU2
Exons: 1
Coding region: 1-837 (278 amino acids)
Biological process (GO): mRNA splicing, via spliceosome
Cellular component (GO): U2-type catalytic step 1 spliceosome
Source: RefSeq, a predicted model, not a curated record